This is a messenger RNA of Austrofundulus limnaeus, 1515 nucleotides long. Its product is annotated as thyroid hormone receptor alpha. The record is from RefSeq and is a predicted model, not a curated record. NCBI's taxonomy places the organism in Eukaryota, Metazoa, Chordata, Actinopteri, Cyprinodontiformes, Rivulidae. Gene Ontology annotation, cellular component: RNA polymerase II transcription regulator complex. Gene Ontology annotation, biological process: negative regulation of transcription by RNA polymerase II; thyroid hormone receptor signaling pathway; positive regulation of transcription by RNA polymerase II. Gene Ontology annotation, molecular function: RNA polymerase II cis-regulatory region sequence-specific DNA binding; nuclear receptor activity; zinc ion binding.
GAACGACUGUCGCUGCGGGCUGCUUCACAGGUCAACUCUGCCGGACUUCACAGGGAACCGUUUGGGUCGUUGCCAGUCGGGGAUUUAGGAUCCAAAGCUUUAGUGUGUUUUCCUGUGAAGAGGACUGAAUAGGAARCUGUUUCUGGGAGGUUGGAAGAACAGGAAAAGCUGCUGGGUGGAUGUUUUCCCACUUCUGAUCUGCUUCGGAAGGCAGCAACAUGCAUAUCUUACAACCGUAUUGCAUCAACAGGUGGCCUGAUGCCCCGAAGAGGAAGAGGAAGAACAGCCAGUGUUCAGUGAAGAGCAUGUCUGGGUUUUUUCCGCAGGACAAUCCAGAAAAAUCUCCAUCCUUCUUACUCCUGUAAAUAUGAUGGCUGCUGCAUCAUUGACAAGAUCACCCGAAACCAGUGCCAGCUGUGCCGAUUUAAGAAGUGCAUCUCUGUGGGCAUGGCCAUGGACUUGGUGUUGGAUGACUCCAAGCGCGUGGCCAAGAGGCGCCUCAUCGAGGAGAACCGAGAGCGCCGGAAGAAAGAGGAGAUGGUGCGGACGCUUCAGCUGAGGCCGGAACCGGACGGUGCAGAGUGGGAGCUGAUCCGGAUGGUGACAGAGGCUCACAGGAACACCCAUGCCAGCCACAAGCAGAAACCCAAGUUCCUGCCAGAUGAAAUCGGCCAUGGUCAGGUGAUGCCCACCUCAAAUGGAGAUAAAGUCGAUAUCGAGGUCUUCAGUGAGUUCACCAAGAUCAUGACCCCUGCCAUUACUCGUGUUGUUGAUUUUGCCAAGAAACUGCCCAUGUUUUCAGAGUUGCCUUGUGAAGAUCAGAUCAUCCUGCUGAAGGGCUGCUGCAUGGAGAUCAUGUCGUUGCGCGCCGCGGUACGCUACGACCCUCAGACUGACACGCUAACGCUAAGCGGCGAGAUGGAGGUGAAGCGAGAGCACCUGAAAAACGGCGGGCUGGGAGUGGUGUCAGACGCCAUUUUUGAUCUGGGCAAGAGCCUGGCACAGUUUAACUUGGAUGACUCGGAGGUGGCACUACUGCAGGCUGUGCUGCUCAUGAGCUCAGACCGUUCGGGGCUGAUGAGUGUGGAGAAGAUUGAGCAGUGGCAGGACGCCUACCUGCUGGCAUUUGAGCACUACAUCAACUACCGUAAGCACAACAUUCCCCACUUCUGGCCCAAGCUGCUGAUGAAGGUGACGGACCUGCGGAUGAUCGGAGCAUGCCAUGCCGGACGCUUCCUCCACAUGAAGGUCGAGUGUCCCAACGAGCUCUUUCCACCGCUUUUCCUGGAGGUCUUUGAGGACCAGGAAGUGUGACUCUGCUGAAAGCUUUCUGGACACUUUUGGAAGGACAAGAAUUAAAAAGAAACUGGAUUAUUUUCUUUUAUUUUUUUCCAAUAUUGGGAACGUACUCUGUAAGUUUUGUGCUUUUUUGUUUUUUGGUCAAGGCUCACUGUCUGCCACCAGCACAUCAGCAUCAUCACACUUGCUUAUAUUAAAUGUUUCAGCUCUCUGCCA